Acanthoscelides obtectus is the source of this 591-nucleotide messenger RNA. Lineage: Eukaryota; Metazoa; Arthropoda; Insecta; Coleoptera; Chrysomelidae. The record is from the annotation of a GenBank genome assembly.
AUGCCUUUAAGAUUAACAACUUUUAUACACUUUUUGAUAACUUUUAAACAUAACCUUAUUUCUAUAAUUUCCAGAAAAACUUUAUCUUUAUUUAUUUGGUGCAAAGUUGCCUUGAUCAUAAUGGGAGAGCCAAAUGAAAUGAGAAAGUACGGACAGUGGUCUGAAGCGGACAUGAAAGCAGCCUUAAAUGUUUUUUCGUGAGGGAAACAUAGGUUUUAAUGAGGUUUGUCCCCAAUAUCCCAAAGCCAAUAUUUAGGAGGCAUUUAAAGUCCUAUAAUGUUAGAGCCAAUGAAUCAAAAAAAUAAUAGGUCGAUCCUGUUCUUUUUCUGAGGAGAUGGAGGACGACUUGGAAAGCAUAUUUUAACACUAGAGUCAAUUUUUUUGGAGUGACUAUUCGAGAACUAAGAAAGGCUGCCUUUGAAUUCGCUGAACGCAAUGGUCUUAAACAUAAUUUUAAUAAAACCACAAGGAUGGCUGGAAAAAAAAUGGUUUUAUAGCUUUAUGAGUCGCCAUCCACAACUUUCCUUGAGACAACCAGAAUCAACUUCGAUCGCACGAUGUAAAGGUUUCAACAGAAGCAAGGUUCAGGAG